CCCGCUGCCUAUAAGCCUUGAAUUCAUCGAAGAAUGGGUUCCAAUCUGCCUGCGUGAGUGCUGCCGAUGAGGAGACCGGAGCUUGCUCGAUGGAAUACACCGUGCUAACCAGUCGCUCUGUCUGCAGCCAGCCAAACCUGAGGCUUACAAUUAUCGCUGCUGACGGGUUAUAUAAACGCGAUGUCUUCAGAUUUCCCGACCCUUUUGCGGUUGCCACAAUCGGCGGUGAGCAGACGCACACGACCUCUGUGAUAAGGAAAACUUUGAAUCCGUAUUGGAACGAGACCUUCGAUUUAAAGGUCAACGAGGACAGUAUUCUGGCCAUCCAGAUAUUCGACCAGAAGAAGUUUAAGAAGAAGGAUCAAGGGUUCCUCGGCGUGAUCAAUGUGCGAAUUGGCGAUGUGAUUGACCUCCAGAUGGGAGGUGAUGAAAUGCUCACCCGUGAUUUGAAGAAAUCGAAUGACAAUCUUGUCGUACACGGCAAACUCAUUAUUAACCUGUCUACUAAUCUUACUGCGCAAACCCCCAGUCAGAAUGGUGUACACAGACCUCAACCGCAUUCUUUGGGUACGUCGGGGACAGUUCCGCACAUACAAACCUCGUCUUCGUCUCAAGGUGCAAGUCUUGUAGACGGUCCAAGUGCAUCUCCAGUCGCCGCGAAUUCAACGUCAUCGUUUACUCCUACGCGAGCCUCUUCGGGGGCUCGCCCUACAAGCGGAUUAUCAGCCGCCAACGGUGCUGCGCAGCCUCAGCCUAAUGGACAAACCGCGCAGGGCUCCAGAACAAAUCUGAGUUCCUUUGAAGACAACUUGGGUCGACUGCCUGCAGGAUGGGAGCGACGGGAAGAUAAUCUCGGAAGAACAUACUACGUGGAUCAUAACACGAGGACUACGACCUGGAACCGGCCGUCAGCUAACUAUAAUGAAAGCGCCCAGCGGUCACAAAGAGAGGCGAAUAUGCAAAUGGAACGUCGAGCCCAUCAAAGUCGAAUGCUACCAGAGGACCGCACUGGUGCCAGCUCCCCUAACUUGCAAGAAGGCCAGCAAGCAACUACUCCACCUGCAGGUGGAAGCAGCAGUGCCCAGAAUGCUGCAAGCGCUGCCAACGCCGUUUCGAUGGCUGCUACGGGAGUGACAACUGCGGGCACAGGUGAACUCCCAGCUGGUUGGGAGCAGAGGACAACCCCGGAGGGCCGACCCUACUUCGUGGAUCAUAACACCCGCACUACCACCUGGGUCGAUCCCCGGCGACAGCAUUACAUUCGUGUAUAUGGGCAAAAUGCCGGUGGAGGGAACACCACUUUCCAGCAACAAACUGUUUCGCAAUUGGGACCUUUGCCUAGUGGGUGGGAAAUGAGACUAACUAAUACUGCUCGCGUUUAUUUCGUGGACCACAACACCAAGACCACUACAUGGGAUGAUCCCCGACUACCCUCGUCCCUGGAUCAGGGUGUGCCUCAGUAUAAGCGUGACUUCCGUCGCAAGCUUAUUUACUUCCGCUCGCAACCGGCCUUGCGAAUCAUGUCUGGCCAGUGCCACAUCAAAGUUCGUCGUAGUAACAUUUUCGAAGAUUCGUAUGCAGAAAUCAUGCGCCAGAGUGCUUCUGAUCUCAAGAAGCGUCUGAUGAUUAAAUUCGAUGGGGAGGACGGCUUGGAUUAUGGUGGCCUCUCACGGGAGUACUUUUUCCUUCUUUCUCACGAAAUGUUUAACCCCUUUUAUUGCCUUUUUGAAUACUCCGCACACGACAAUUACACUCUUCAAAUAAACCCCCAUUCCGGCAUCAACCCCGAGCAUUUGAACUACUUCAAAUUCAUCGGACGCGUUGUUGGGCUCGCCAUUUUCCACCGACGCUUUCUGGAUUCUUUCUUCAUUGGCGCAUUCUAUAAAAUGAUGCUUAGGAAGAAGGUCACACUCCAGGAUAUGGAGGGUGUAGAUGAGGAUUUCCAUCGCAAUCUGUCGUGGACGCUUGAAAACGACAUUGAGGGUAUCGUCGAACUCACGUUUUCUAUUGAUGAUGAGAAGUUUGGUGAACGAGAUACCAUUGACUUGAUACCCAAUGGAAGAAACAUUCCCGUCACCGACGAGAACAAAGGGAAAUACGUCGAGCUUGUUACGGAAUGGAAGAUCCAGAAACGCGUUGAGCAACAAUUCAACGCCUUCAUCUCCGGUUUCAACGAACUCAUUCCCCAGGACCUGGUGAAUGUGUUUGACGAGCGAGAACUAGAGUUGCUGAUUGGUGGUAUUGCCGAUAUUGACGUUGACGACUGGAAGAAACACACAGAUUACCGCGGAUACCAAGAAUCCGACGAGGUCAUUCAAAACUUUUGGAAGAUUAUUCGAAGUUGGGACGCAGAACAAAAAUCCCGCUUGCUUCAGUUUGCUACCGGUACCUCUCGUAUUCCGGUCAACGGUUUCAAGGAUUUGCAGGGUUCCGACGGCCCAAGGCGAUUUACCAUUGAGAAGUCCGGAGAUCCUGUAGCUCUUCCAAAGUCUCAUACUUGCUUCAAUCGCCUCGAUCUUCCACCUUAUAAGUCCCACGAAGCCUUGCAGCAGAAACUGUCCAUAGCCGUUGAAGAAACAUUAGGUUUUGGCCAGGAGUAGAGUUGAGCAGUAUAAAAGAUAGCAAGAACCGUGAGUCUGCGAAGAAAAGAGAA
This is a messenger RNA of Talaromyces proteolyticus, 2653 nucleotides long. Its product is annotated as putative ubiquitin-protein ligase. The transcript has 9 exons. The record is from RefSeq and is a predicted model, not a curated record. Gene Ontology annotation, biological process: ubiquitin-dependent protein catabolic process. Gene Ontology annotation, molecular function: ubiquitin protein ligase activity; protein binding. The coding region runs from base 90 to 2600 and encodes 836 amino acids. Lineage: Eukaryota; Fungi; Ascomycota; Eurotiomycetes; Eurotiales; Trichocomaceae.